CCACAAACAAAACCCUUUCAACAGUUUUACGCGGGACUCUCCUCUUUCUCUUCAUUUUUUUUCCCUUGGUUUUUCUCAACAAUAAUAAUAAAAAAAAAGAGUUACAGAGAUAAGUCUAAAAGACAGAACCAAUCUUCAGGCGAGUAUACAAAGAUGAAAGUUACAUGUGAAUCAGAUAAUGGAAAUCCUUCGGGGUCAAUUCAUGAUGCUGGAACACUUGCUGGGAUAUCACAGGAGGGAGUGAACAAACUUCUAAGACGUGCCAAUAGACGUGGCUCUUCAAGGAAGGAGGAAAAGAAUGAAUAUCUCCAGAAGAAUGACCUAAAAACAAAUGAACAAGUUGUACAUACAAUGAUUGUGCAGAAUGCUUCAAUGGCUGAAGGUUGUAGUAGAAAUGCAGUAGGAAGUUCUCAAUUAGAAGUUGAUGUGGGAAGUUAUGUAGACAAUCUUUUCGAUGAUUCGGAAGACAUGAAUGACUCGGAUUGGGAAGAUGGUUCCAUUCCCAAAUUGGAUCCUGUAGACAAUUCUCCAAAGGAGCGCAUGAAGGGUUUAACUAUUGAAUUUGAUGAACCAUCAGGUUCUGCUGGAAGGAAGCCUGUUCGUCGAGCUUCUGCUGAAGAUAAGGAAAUAGCUGAGCUUGUGCACAAGGUUCAUUUGCUUUGUUUACUGGCCAGGGGCAGAUUAAUCGACAAUGCUUGUGAUGAUCCCCUUAUUCAGGCAUCUUUACUUUCUCUUGUCCCGACACAUUUAUCAAAGAUAUCAGGGGUCUCAAAUAUCACUUCAAAUGCUUUGUCUCCUCUCGUCACUUGGUUCCAUAAUAAUUUUCAUGUUAGAAGCUUGGUUCGUGCAGAAAGAUCAUUUCAUACUGCUUUGGCCUUUGCUCUUGAAACUCGUGAAGGGACUCCAGAAGAGAUUGCAGCAUUGUCUGUGGCAUUAUUUAGAGCUUUGAAGUUUACUGCCCGGUUUGUGUCCAUCUUGGAUGUUGCUUCCUUAAAACCUGAGGCUGAUAAAUGUGAACCUUCGAGUCAAGAGGCAAACAGAGUGGGUGGAGGGAUAUUUAGUACUUCAACACUGAUGGUGGCUAAUCUGAAAGAAGUUUCUAGCUCUUCAUCUCCAGUUAAAUCAUUCUCAUGCAGUGAGAAAGAUGGUCACUGUGAAAAUUCUUUGAGGAGUUCAUGCAAAAGUAAGGGUGGCUGCCCAACAAGCAAUGACACUCAAUCCAGAUAUUCUACUGCUGUAGAUGAAAUGACUGAUAGAACAUCAAACUUAUUUGCCUGUCAGGCGCAGUUGGAUACAUAUGGACAAUGUGCUCCUACAAAAUCUCAGGGGUUGAAGAGGAAAGGGGAUCUUGAGUUCGAGAUGCAGCUGGCAAUGGCUAUCUCUGCUACUACUGUUGGGACUCUUGAAAACAGUGCUGGGUCAUUGGAUGUUAGUAAUUUUAAUGGUAAUAAUUCAUUAGAUGCAUCUACUCCUUCUAAAAGAUGGAAAGAGAUCCAUAGAGUAGAAUCUGCUACUAGCUCCCAAGGACUUUCUACUGCACUUGGAUCAAGAAAAGUAGGAUCUCCAUUGUUUUGGGCAGAAGUGUACUGUGGUGGGGAGAACUUGACGGGGAAGUGGGUGCAUGUCGAUGCUUUGAAUGCAAUUAUAGAUGGAGAGCAGAAAGUAGAAGAUGCAGCUGCGGCAUGUAAAACAGCAUUGAGAUAUGUAGUUGCUUUUGCAGGUCGUGGGGCUAAAGAUGUGACCCGCAGGUAUUGCAUGAAGUGGUACAAAAUAGCACCAAAACGAGUUAAUUCAAUUUGGUGGGAUGCAGUGUUGGCACCUUUGAGGGAGUUAGAGUCAGGAGCAACUGGGGGUACGAUUAAUAUGGAAAAGCUCCAUAAUAAUGCUUCAAAUGAGCAGGAGAAAAUUAAAGCAUCUGGAAUGUCUGAAUAUCCAGGUACAGAUAGUCCUUCAAACCAUGUUAUCUUACCUGAGAAGUCAGGCCAAGAAGCUUUUAAAGAGUAUGGGAGUAAGAGUGAAGUUGAAUCUUCUACAAAGCAUUCCUUGGUUGCUACCAGGAACUCUCUUGAAGAUAUGGAAUUGGAGACUAGGGCACUAACUGAGCCUCUUCCCACUAAUCAGCAGGCCUACAAAAAUCAUGCAUUGUAUGCACUGGAAAGAUGGCUUACAAAGUGUCAGAUUCUACAUCCAAGAGGUCCCAUUCUUGGUUACUGCUCUGGUCAUCCAGUAUAUCCUCGCACUUGUGUGCAAACUCUCAAGCCAAGAGAAAGAUGGCUGCGUGAAGGGCUGCAGGUUAAAGGCAAUGAGAUUCCUGCAAAGGUGUUGAAACGUUCUGCAAAACUAAAAAAAGUACAAGUUUCUGAAGAAGAUGACUAUGAGGAGAUUGAUUCUAAAGGAACUAUUGAACUUUAUGGGAAGUGGCAGCUGGAGCCACUGUGUCUGCCUCAUGCUGUUGAUGGAAUUGUGCCAAAGAAUGAGCGUGGUCAAGUUGAUGUGUGGUCUGAGAAGUGCCUUCCACCGGGGACUGUUCACUUAAGGUUGCCAAGGGUAUUUUCUGUUGCCAAGAGGCUGGAAAUUGAUUAUGCACCUGCCAUGGUUGGUUUUGAGUUUAGAAAUGGUCGUGCAGCUCCCAUCUUUGAUGGCAUUGUGGUGUGCAGUGAGUUCAAGGAUGCAAUAUUAGAGGCUUAUGCAGAAGAAGAAGAGAGAAGAGUGGCUGAAGAGAAGAAACGGAAUGAAGCACAAGCUAUCUCAAGAUGGUAUCAACUUCUCUCGUCCAUUAUAACCAGACAAAAGUUGAAGAGCUAUUAUGGAGAUGGGUCAUCAUCACAAGCAUCCCGAAAUAUACAAGAUAAGAAUAAUGAGAUAAAUGCUCCGGAUGAAAGCAGUAAGGAUGACAGGCAAUCUACUGGCCUUUGGAAAGGAGAUGGAGAGGAUACUUUGUGUAACAUUCCAUCAGGAACAUUAGUGGAAGACCAUGAACAUGUAUUUUUAAGGGAGAAUGAGAGUUUUGAUGCUGAGAACUCAGUCCGAACGAAGAGAUGUCACUGUGGAUUUUCAAUCCAAGUGGAAGAAUUAUAGCAAAGUGGAUUUUCCAAUCCAGAAGUGGAAGAAUUUUCAGAACUGUUUUGCAUGUAAGUUGACAAGAUGUUACUGGGAAGUAGCUUACGAUUAUCAGAUACCCAAAAUCUGAUCUUGCUCUCCAGGUCGGAGAGAUAAGUACCUUGACUGUAAUACCGGAUCCAAAACUUUGAAAUUAUCCUAGAAUUUUGGUUGAGGUAGAUGCUGUAAAUAUAGCAGGCACUGGUAAUAGCUACACAAUGCAGAGAAAUCCUUUUUUUUUUUU
Messenger RNA from Theobroma cacao (cacao), 3343 nucleotides. RefSeq names its product DNA repair protein Rad4 family (gene RAD4). Gene Ontology annotation, molecular function: single-stranded DNA binding; damaged DNA binding. Gene Ontology annotation, cellular component: nucleotide-excision repair factor 2 complex; cytoplasm; nucleus. The record is from RefSeq and is a predicted model, not a curated record. Lineage: Eukaryota; Viridiplantae; Streptophyta; Magnoliopsida; Malvales; Malvaceae. Gene Ontology annotation, biological process: nucleotide-excision repair; mismatch repair.